Messenger RNA from Struthio camelus australis, 3212 nucleotides. Lineage: Eukaryota; Metazoa; Chordata; Aves; Struthioniformes; Struthionidae. The record is from RefSeq and is a predicted model, not a curated record.
AAAGUGCUCAGCGGCAGCCCCUUGGGGGAAUGGUUCACAACCACCCCAUCUGGAACAACCCCCCCAUCUGCAACAACCACCACUCCUCCAUCUACCACAACAACGAGUCCAGGGGGCAUCUGUGGUUCAAAACCAUGUGGAAAUAAUGUGGCUAAAUGUAUUGCUCUAAAUAGCAAUUUCACUUGCCUGUGCCCAUAUGGAUUCUACUAUAAAAACAUGGAUUGUCACAAAGGGCUAAUAUUCCCAGGGCUCAUUACACUGAAUCAGACCUACAAUUCUAGCAUUGAACUGGUAAAUUCCACGGUGUUUGAACAGGUCUUCCUCCUCGUAACAGCAUUUUUUAAGGAAGCUUUCAGAAAGGAGGGAAGCUUCAAACAGACCGUAAUCGUGGAAAUUCAACGAUUACAACAAAGCAGAUCAACGAAUAUUCCAGUAAACAUAAUAGUGAUGAACCUCUUUUCGGAGGACUCAAAUGUAACAAAUGAAACAGUUACUUCACUAAUAAAUGAAACAGCAAAAGGUUCAGACUACAUCAUUGCAUACAGAGCUACAACCUAUUGUGCUGUUUUUCAAUGCGAUCUCAAAACCACAUACUGUGUGGAAGAUAACUAUCCAGAAUGCAUAUGCAAAAGUGGUUUCUCAAAGACGGCUUGGGAUGUCCGUUCUUGUUCAGAUUGCAGUAGUGACUGUUCUGUAAACAACAACAAGUACUGUGCAAAAGAAAGCACGAUUCCAACAUGCAAGUGUUUGCCCAAUUUUGAAUCAAAGGAUGAUACAUGUGUGCCUUGUGCAGUGGGCUACUCUGGAGAGAACUGUACAAACAAUAGUGAACUCAUUCUUAUAAUAGUGGGUACAGUGUUUGGAGCCAUUAUCUUGAGUUUUGCGAUAGCAAUCACUAUCAUUUCAACAAGAUCCAAACACAAAAAAGAUCCAGAGAUGAAGAGUCUGAUACCUUCAAAAGGCUCUGACAAAACACAGACCAGAAUGUUCCCCAGAGUCCAGACUACUUCUGGCCAUGAGAACCCAGGAUAUCAAUCAAAAAACCCUUAUGAGAUGGAGCACUCGCCCAGGAGUAACGCUUUGGAGAGGGCUUACGAUGACGAGUAUGAAAUUGCACAGGAGCCUAAUGGCUUUAGGAUGCAGCGCAGAUACUAAGUGACGAGAGCUGUAGAGGGAUGGACGACCACUGCAACAACAGAUCGGACCAAAGGGUUUCACAGCCUCUCACUAAUGCGGUUACUUCAGCAGCAGAGACAACCAAGUCCGUAACACCACAGUCUCUGGAGAUUUUUGAAAUGAAGACCACUUCUUGAAGGUGAUAAUGGACAAUAACUCCCUGAAAUAAGUGAAAACAAAAAUGAAGCAGAGGAGAAGGGGAUUCUAAAAAAAACUAAUGUGCCUCUGUAAACGUUAGACUUCCUUCAGGAGGCCUAGUCAUUGGUGAGAGAGUGGGUGCAGGCAGGAUACCAGGAUUUUAACCCUGUUGUUUUUCAGUUCUUCCCAAAGAAGGUCCAGGCAAAAUAUGAUGCCAAUAUAUGCCAAUGUAUGAUGCCAAUAUAUGAUGCCCCAGAGCUUUGUCUAUACUCCAUGUCAGCCACAGGUAACCUGCACAGCUUUGAGCCAUUAGGACACUGCCAAAAAAGCCCACAAGAUCAAAUUUGAUCUUUAUGAGAACCUAACCUCCUUCUCUUUACUGUAUCAAUUACCAUGUUUUUCCCCUCGUCAACCCCCUGAUAUUUCCUAUCCAAAAGCAUUCAGUUCAGAUCUUUGCUGGCAUUUGUUGUCUGAGGCAAAGGUUCUGUCUGACCUUGUGUAAAACCUUCCUGCCCAAUACGAUGACAAGGAACAAUAUUUGCAAACACUAUUCUUCUCCAUCUUGCAUGACUAGAUUGCUUUUACAUUCUCAGAUGCUGUGAAAAGCAUUAAUUUUUUUUUCUUUUGCCCUCUUUAAGUUGUGAUGGGGUCAUCUCAGCUCUUUUUAUUCAUCAUUUAUUAUAUACACUCAAUUCUUCUGGAAAAGGAUCCAUAUUUCAUUGUAUAAUUGAGUGCACUUUUACAUUACUGACUAGCAUUAGCAUUUCUUGUAUAUAUAAUAUAUAUAUAUGCCCACAUAUGUACAUAUAUUUAUAGGUUAAGUUCAGAAAUAUUAUUAAACCUUAAUAAAACUAAAAUGCUUACUGUUGUAGGGCUGGCACCCAUUUUCUGUGAUAAUUUUCAGUGGGAACCGGGUGGUUAAUGCAGUACGGUCGCCUUUGAAAAUGCUGGCCAAGCCACUCUCUGUGAUGCCAGCUUUGUGCAUAUCAGUCUGUUCAUGUCACACAGCUGAAAAACAAAUAAACAAAUGCCUUUUAGCUUAACUGCUAAUAGCUUAAAUGACAAAAGUUUGGGGGUCUAUGGCAGAGAUGACUGCAUUUGGUUGUAAAGGUUACCAAGGUGGUUAUGUAAACAUCAUCUUCCAGUGCUCUCAGUGAUCGAAAAUAGCUCCCAUCUGCUAUGCAGAUAUGAGGAUAAAAAUGAGGAAUGAUUUAUGAGGAUAAAAAUGAGGGACUAAACAGUCCUGAUCUUUCUCAUGUGGCAUCUCUAGUAAAAGAGAGAGCCACUGCUUUCUGAGACCUGUCAGCACUGAGUCGUAUUUUAGAAGUAGACUGGUAAGAGAAGGUUUCUCUCUGUUGUAUUUCUGGUUUUUUCAAUGUUAACUGGCAGAAUUUAUUUCUUCCUGUUUACUUCUGUCACCUUCACUGCUGUCACCUGGCUGAACAGCGCCUGCUGUUUGUAGAUGUCCGCAGGAGGCCAGGUUCUGGUGGCCUUGGCCACCCUGAGCCAGCUAGGUGCAUUUCAACAUGUACAAUGUGACAUUUACUCCAUGCAAGUAGGGCUAGCAGGAUUUAGCCACUUAGGAUAGAUUAUUCAAAGAAUGGUACAGAUUUGGUCAUAUUUUGUUGACUUUUCCUCUGACUGUACAGUGUUGGGGUAGGACUGUGCCUUUGAAGCACACAGGUAUCUUUGGGUCUUUUCUUCUGUUUUUCACGAUCAGGAAAAGGGUUCUGUUGCCGGUGCUCAGAGCACUCUGGGGAGUUUGCAAGGGUGUGAGGGAUUAAAAAACCGAUGGGAUAUAGAGACGACAAAGGGCAAAAAGCCCUUAAGCUCAUAUAGACUUUUACUUUGUUCAGUCAACUUCUCGUUCCUUUUUAAGGCAGCCCAAAACUUGUGGU